UCAUUUUAAUUACACCUCUGUGAAGUUUCGUAAAAUUCGGUCCCCCCUUCCUCACUCUACAUAUUGUGUUCCCGCGGGAAUCCCUCGGGUUUUAAUAAACGGCUCGCUCGAUGUUUCGCCAGAACAUCACAUCAGCUCCAGUGCAAUGGCGUCAGAAAUUCGAAAUUCAAAUCUCUUCUGCGUUUUGAUUGUCUUGUUUUCCAAAAACAAGCUAAAUAAUCAUUGGGUUCCUUUAUUUCUUUGGAAAACCCAUUUUUGUGAGCGAUGGUGGAGCAAGAAACACCUAAAAAGCAGAGCGGUAAUCAUGUUCAGGAUGAAGCUGGUAAAUCUUGUCUUUACGUGAAAACUGAAGAUAGCAGUCUUCCCCAGUCUGCAGUAGAAAGUCUCUUGAGCAUUGGACUGUCAAUCAUCGAGUGCGCUGAUUCCAGCACAGCUAAAAAAUUGUGUGAGAAAAAGGCUUAUGGCUUGAUUAUCUUGGAGCAAUGCGAAGACAAGGACUUUUUUAAACAUAUCAAAGCAACUGGAUCGCUUAAUGAGCAGACACCAAUUGUACUCUUAUUCUCAGAUUCACUCUCGGACACUGUGAAGGAGCUUGUAAAGGACCAGUUCAUUGAUGAUGUAAUACUUAAGUGCAGCACAUUUGACACAGACUUGACCAAAGCAAUAAUGCGGCUAAUCAGUGAGCCCCUCCACUUUGCAGUUACCCCAAAGGCCAAGAAAAAGGAUGAUGCUAUGAAAACUGAAGGGAGCUCACAGAAGCGUCAGAAACUGGACAAGACUCCUCUAUCAGCAUGCAAGCGGUCCCUGGAAAUGCCAGAAAAUGACAACAAAGCUGCUGAAAAAGCCCCUACCCAACAAGACUGGCAGUCAACAGCCGCACCUAUACAGCCCAUGAUGAUGCCAUUUCCCUCUGAGUGUGCAUCCACCUACACCAACAUUGAUGUGUGCCCGUCCUCAGCAGUAUACUCACUUGCACCGCAACAGUAUGUUCCUGGACAAGUAACCUUUGCCAAUGGACAGCCAUGGAUUUCUGGACAGCAACAGUAUCAGUAUUUUACAGAUUUCCUUCCUGAGUACAAUCCUCCACCACCACAAAGCAACAGCAUGGGGAUGCUGACAGCUGCCAUGGAGAUGUCACUUGCUGUGGAAAAGAUCCCAAACAGUAACGCUACCUGUAGCCUUGAAGGGAGCCCUAGUUCUCAGGGUGUGUCAGGCAUCAUCCCUCUGCAUGAUGGACGUGGGUGUGCUGGUCUGGGGGAAGUCAGCGAACUACCAGCUGUAAGCCAGACAUCCGAUUCUAACAAUGAGACAACUGAGGGGGAUAAAACCAACUCACAUCCCAACAACCAAGAGACAAUGUUGCCAAAUUUUGAGACCCUCAAACCACUGCAGUCAAACCUACAAGUCACAGAGACAAGCUCACAGGGUUUCCAGGCAGAGGGCAUGAUUCCUAAAAUGAUCAUGAAUGGUGCGAGGCAGUUACUGGAUACUGCACUUCAGGGCAGUGACUACAGCCAACGACUGAUACCACUGGACCCUCAAGUCACUGCAGUUAUUGCAAGCAGUCUAACACCAUUUGUUUUUGGAAGAGAUUUAGGGGAAAAGGAAAAGACAACAACCCCAAGAUCCACCAAGCGGAAAAGGGAUUCAAUAAACUCCGCUGUCAAUCAUUCAACUUCAAAGACACCGAGUACUCCUGCUGAGAGGAAGGAGGCACACCUGGAGAAAGAGCGCAAAAGAAGGGAGAGGAUUGCGCGAAGCUGGUUUUUACUAAGGUCAAUGAUCCCAUCGUGUAGCGACACGGCAGACAAGGCGACCGUCUUUGAGAUGACAGUGGCUUACAUACACCACUGUUGGAAACAUCAUUCUGAUCUCAUCAAGAAGAUAAACAAGGAUUUCCAGCAGCUGUGCAAUGUCACUACGCCCCCAGAAGAUAUGGAUACAAUAGAGGAGAUGGUGAAAGCAGUGCUUCGGAGGGAGAAAGCGUAAUUACAAAUGCACUCUCUCCUUGUGAGGUAGAUUUGCUACAGUUGGCUCAUAUCUAUGUUACGCUCAACCCUAAAAUCACCUUCUUUAGGAUGAAAGAUCUACCCUAUAAUCUCUAAGAUCAUGCUUAAAAAGACACCAAAGAAGAAAUAAAAUAAAACUUUAUUCAAUAGAACUGCCAUUGGGUAUUGUUAUCUUGCUUUAUGUACAUAUUUACAAAUGUAUUAUAUUGUAUGACCGUCUUUAUAAUCUAUAAUUGCAAAGUAUAACUUUGCCAAUUGUAAAAAUAAGUAUUAUAUUUAUCAUAAAUACAUUAUUGCAAACAUGUGCGUCAAACGCAAUGUUUUUUAUCUUAAAUAAAUAUUUUUUUCAAUA
This is a messenger RNA of Nematostella vectensis (starlet sea anemone), 2361 nucleotides long. RefSeq lists its product as uncharacterized. Gene Ontology annotation, cellular component: nucleus. Gene Ontology annotation, molecular function: RNA polymerase II cis-regulatory region sequence-specific DNA binding; DNA-binding transcription factor activity, RNA polymerase II-specific; protein dimerization activity. The coding region runs from base 265 to 1989 and encodes 574 amino acids. The transcript is spliced from 11 exons. Lineage: Eukaryota; Metazoa; Cnidaria; Anthozoa; Actiniaria; Edwardsiidae. The record is from RefSeq and is a predicted model, not a curated record. Gene Ontology annotation, biological process: spermatogenesis; regulation of DNA-templated transcription.